Messenger RNA from Rhincodon typus (whale shark), 1663 nucleotides. RefSeq names its product acyl-CoA dehydrogenase family, member 9 (gene acad9). Gene Ontology annotation, molecular function: acyl-CoA dehydrogenase activity. The transcript is spliced from 15 exons. The record is from RefSeq and is a predicted model, not a curated record. Bases 14 to 1648 code for a protein of 544 amino acids. NCBI's taxonomy places the organism in Eukaryota, Metazoa, Chordata, Chondrichthyes, Orectolobiformes, Rhincodontidae.
UCAGAGGUCAGCCAUGCAGCGGUUUGCGGCAGCGAGUGGAGUGUUGUUGGCCCGUCUGUCCGCCUGUCGCCUGCUGUUGGCCUCGGGCAAGCGCUUACGGGAGGAUGGUAGCACCGGGAGGCUGCUUCCUACCUGCUGUCAUCACCGCGGUUUCAGGUCUGAUGGCCGGAGCCUGGCUUAUGCCAAGGAACUGAUUCUGGGGAAGAUCAACCAGAAAGAAGUUUUUCCCUAUCCAGAGAUCAGUAAUGAAGAAUUGGAAGAGAUUAAUCAACUUGUUGCACCUGUGGAAAAAUUUUUCAGUGAAGAUGGUAUGUUGUUUUGCCUAAUAUUAGUUGCUGGAAGUGAUGCAGCAUCGAUUCAGACCAGAGCAACUCUCAGUGAUGACGGACAGCACUAUUUGCUCAAUGGCUCAAAGAUCUGGAUAUCAAAUGGUGGAAUUGCAGAAAUUUUCACAGUGUUUGCACGAACAGAAGUGAUUGACAAAGAUGGUACAACUAAGGACAAGAUCACGGCUUUUUUGGUGGAGAGAGAUUUUGGUGGAAUUACCAGUGGGAAACCAGAAGACAAACUAGGAAUCCGUGGAUCUAAUACAUGUGAAGUUCAUUUUGAGAAUACCAAAGUGCCAGUAGAAAAUGUCCUGGGAGAAGUUGGUGGUGGAUUUAAGGUGGCCAUGAGGAUCUUGAAUAGUGGACGCUUUAGCAUGGGAAGUGCAUCUGCAGGAAUGAUUAAAAAACUUAUUGAGAUGACAGCAGAGUAUGCUUGUACCCGCAAGCAAUUUGACAGGAAGCUGAGUGAGUUUGGGCUGAUUCAGGAAAAGUUUACGCUGAUGGCGAUGCAAGCAUAUGUAAUGGAGAGCAUGGCUUACUUGACUGCAGGAAUGAUGGACCGUCCAGGAGAGCCAGAUUGUUCUGUAGAAGCAGCCAUGGUGAAGAUUUACAGUUCUGAGGGUGCCUGGAUAUGCAUCAGUGAGGCUCUGCAGAUUCUGGGAGGCCUUGGCUAUAUGAAAGAUUAUCCAUAUGAGCGAUUUCUCAGGGAUAGCCGAAUUCUUCUGAUUUUUGAGGGGACUAAUGAAAUUCUCCGGAUGUACGUAGCCUUGACUGGUUUGCAGCAUGCAGGAAAGGUCCUUACCGAGAAAAUAAAAGCGAUGAAGAGAGGAAACAUUGGAGUUGUGUUGGAGCUUUUAGGAAAAAGAUUAGGAAGUACUUUUUUCAAAGAAGUGGAUUAUGGUCUCACUGGCAAAAAUGGUGUUGUGCAUCCUAGUUUGAAGGACAGUGCCAAAAAAUUGGAGGAGAAUGUGUAUUAUUUGGGAAGCACGGUGGAAAACCUAUUGUACAGAUACGGCAAGACAAUAGUAGAAGAACAACUGGUAGUGAAAAGAGUGGCUGAUAUUCUUAUAAACAUUUAUGCGAUGACGGCAGUUAUCUCAAGAGCUAGUCGCUCUAUCAGCAUUGGCCUUUGCAAUCAUGACCAUGAGGUUUUACUUGCCAACACCUUUUGCUCUGAGGCCUAUUUCCGGAAUAAUUACCUUUUGGCUCAACUACAGAAAAAUUCUUCUGAAAACCUUGAUGACAGCAUUAAGAAAAUAGCACAGCAGGUGCUGGAAAAGAGAGCAUACAUUUGCUCACAUCCACUUGAUCGAACAUUUUAGAACAUAUAUGAUCUU